This is a messenger RNA of Notodromas monacha, 2703 nucleotides long. NCBI's taxonomy places the organism in Eukaryota, Metazoa, Arthropoda, Ostracoda, Podocopida, Cyprididae. The record is from the annotation of a GenBank genome assembly.
AUGGGGAGAAUCACCCCGUUCGUCAUCUCGGUCAGUUUACUCAUAAAUCCAGUGCAGAGCAUCAGUGUAACGCAACAAUUUUCCAAGAUUUGUGACGGCACUCUUCUAAGUCCGUCGGAAAUCGUUACAGUGACGUCAGACAUCGAGUGUGCACUUCGUUGUAACGCAAAAAAAGUUUGCAAUGCAUUUAGCUUACAGAAAACAUCCGGAAGCCCUCCGGAGAGGACAUGUCGAUUAUCCAUGGGCUCAUUUACCUGGGAUUCCAGCACAGAAGAGACACUCUAUCACCUAUCAAUCGAAAAUCCCUUCAAAUACACUUUGAUGAAGAACGGAGGUUACUACAUUUCUUACACGACCCAAAAAAUGUAUUUCGACAAUAUCAAGCAUUGUGACAACGAAGGUGCAACAACGGCACCGUGUUACAAAGCAGCAGACCAAGAAAUCAUCGUAAGCCUGCUACAAAUUAAUAAGCAAUUCGUAUCAGGAACCAUGCUGACGUCGAAUCCUUACUCUGGUGGUCGAUGGGUCACCGUUGACGGAGACGUUUUCAACAGCGGCAACAAGCUGAGCGACCCUCUUCAGAAAUGGUCAUCGUUGAACCCCAAUGACGGUGGAAUCCUUCUGGUGUCAAGUAGCAAUGGGAUCAAACUGGAUUGGGCUGACGAUUCGUAUACCCGAACUAGUUGGCCAGUGUCCAUCAUUUGUCGAAAAUAUUUUGGCUACGAAAGGUCUCCAAUCAACGGGAUUUAUUACAAUUUGCAUCACGAACCAGUUUCCGGUCACGACGCAGCUCAACGAAUCUGCGAAUCCGAAGGAGGACGCCUCGCCAAUCUCUUCAAUGUCACGAAUUUCGCCGCUGUUGAAGGAUAUCGCAUUCAAGCCACCCUUUCGAAGACAAGGGUUCUAGUCGGUGGAACAGACGCAAAAACAGAGGGAACCUGGGUCAUGCCUGAUGGAAACACGCACAUUCUUGCCAAUCGCGUCAAUGAUCCUGAUCAACUGUGGACUGCUAACGAACCGAGCGAAGAAACAAAGGAGAAUUGUCUUUCUUAUAAUGCUGGCGAAACCGGGCUUACUGAUGCAUUUUGUGAUUCAACACAAUGUUUGCCCUUUAAUCUGCGGAAUACGGUAUCCGAAAAACCAUCCUGGAAGUUUUACUUCUACACGAGUCCACGUUUGUCUGCAGCAAAAUACAAACGCAAAGCAAAGCUUGACUCAUACGAUCAUGUCCCGUACUCUGACGACGAAAUAAUUUUCCUCAUAAAUCCCGUGCAGAACAUCAACAUUAAGAGAAAAUUCUCCAGGAUUCGUGACGGCAUCAUUCUGGCUCCGUCAGAAAUCGUUACAGUCACGUCGGCCCUGGAUUGUGCACGUCAUUGCAAUGCCAAAAAGGUUUGCAAUGCCUUCAGCUUACAAAUAUCAAUCGAAAAUCCCUUCAACUACACUUUGAUGAAGAACGGAGGUUAUUACGUUUCAUACACGACCCAAAAAAUGUAUUUUGACAAUAUCAAGCAUUGCGACAACGAAGGUUCAACAACGGCACCGUGUUACAAAGCAGCAGACCAACAAAUCAUCGUAAGCCUGCUACAAAUUGGGAAGCAAUUUGUAACAGGAACCAUGUUGACGUCGAAUCCUUACUCCGGUGGUCGAUGGGUCACCGUUGACGGAGACGUUUUCAACAGCGGCAACAAGCUGAACGACCCUCUUCAGAAAUGGUCAUCGUGGAACCCAGAUGACGGUGGAAUCCUUCUGGUGUCAAGUAGCAAUGGGAUCAAACUGAAUUGGGAUGACGAUUCGUAUACCCGGACUAGUUGGCCAGUGGCCAUCAUUUGUCGAAAAUAUUUUGGUUACGAAAGGUCUCCAAUCAACGGGAUUUAUUACAAUCUGCAUCGCGAACCAGUCUCGGGUCCCGACGAAGCUCAACGAAUUUGCGAAUCCGAAGGAGGACGCCUCGCCAAUCUCUUCAAUGCCACGAAUUUCGCCGCUGUUGAAAGAUAUCGCAUUCAAGCCUUCCUGUCAAAGACAAGGAUUCUAGUCGGUGGAACGGACGCGAAAACAGAGGGAACCUGGGUCAUGCCUGAUGGAAGUACGCACAUCUACGCCAAUCUCGCGAACGAUCCCGAUCAGUUGUGGGGCACUGGUGAACCGAACGGCGAUGCCAUGCAAAACUGCCUUGCUUAUACGUUCAUUAACACCGGGCUAGUAGAUAUAUCUUGCAACUUGAGCGAUGUGGGCGAUAAGUGGCUGUUGAACCGUGUCCAGUCAGCCGCCGGUCAGUCAAUUCACGGUCGCACACCCGCUGGUUGUCAAGUGCCAGUCAGUCCAACUGCCAGCCAGGGCAGUUCUUGGCCUCGCCAAUCCCCAGCCCACCAAACUGCGAUUGUACCCAUGUCAAAGUGUCCACAUGUGGGGGUCUCACUGUACUGUAUAACCACACCCGUGUCCGGUCAGCCGCCAGUCGGUCAAUUGACGGUCGCGCACCUGCCGGUCGUCAAGCGCCGGUCGGUCCAACCACCAGCCAGGGCAGUUCUUGGCCUCCCCAAUCCCCAGCCCACCAAACUGCGGUUUGGUCACCCGAUUGUCGGGGCACUCAAACAAUCGGGUGACAAGAAUCAUAAAGGACCACAGUUUGGUGGACUGGGGAUUGGCGAGGCCAAGGACUGCCCUGGCUGGUGGUUAGACCAACCAGCACUUGACAACUGA